UCCUAUGCUGCCCCCUGGAGGGGACAUUCUAAACCAUCACAAAACAAACGCCACCGCGCAAACGCCAUACGCGGCUUAACUCCGCAACUCUUGUGUCGAGGCUUUCAUUCGUUACACCGUAAUUGUGUAAAACGUCAAGGAAGGCAAAGUGAAGUUUGUGUUUACACGCUGCGGCUCUGAGACACCGAGGUGUCUUUUAUAGAAGACUCGGACGCUGGCUCGCCGGGCGACACCGGUCUCGACUAGAGCUGCUGCCGCGCAGGGGCGAGGGAGCUCGGCAGGGGCGCCACGACUGCCCGGUGUAGGCCCCGGCGCCCGGCCAGGUCAUUAUUACAGCACGUCAACAAAAGGGGAAGACAUCUCAAGUGCCAAGCAGGCGUUCAUCACGACGACUUUUUUUUUUAUCAAUCAUCACCAUCGAGCUGGGAUGCCUGGAGCCAGCGUGCGUCUCUCAUCGCGACUACUGCUUUGUCCGAACUGGAGUAGCCUUGCCCCAUGGAGGACCAAGUGUCCCCGCCUCCACUGUGGUCUAAGAACUCAGCCCUGGAGGCCUCUAGUCACCCUGGACACUUCGACAGUCAGAAAUUCGUCAUGUGUCGGGCUGAAGAUGCAGACGAACCCGACUGGAUGUUCCUUCACUGACGGUCAUCUCUCCUGGGCCAUCGUGAGGAGAUACUGCACCAGCAGGAGGGACUCCCUGCGGCUCUACCUGCAAAGCCUGCAGGUCGAGCAUGUGGCCGUGACCGAGGCCCUGAGGAGACACGGAGAGGGGACGGGGACCGGGGGUGACCCUCGCACGCUCAGGAAGCGGCAGCAGGAGCUGGCACCGCUCGUGGCGAUGAUCGGGUGCCUCGAGAACAAGCAGCGCGAGCUGCGUGAGGUGGAGGAUCUGCUGGAAAGUGUGGAGGCAGAAAAGGACCGGCACAUGCAGGCACUCGCAGUGGAGGAAAAGGAGAGAAUCCAAGGGGAGGCUGGGAACCUGGAGAGGAAGGUGCUGGACUUGCUGUUACCACAGGAUCCACAUGAUGACAGGGAUGUCAUCCUUGAAGUCACAGCUGGACGGACUACUGGAGGUGACAUCUGUCAGCGGUUUGCCGCUGAACUUUUUGACAUGUAUCAGGGCUUCGCCAAGCACAGAAACUGGGACUUUGAAAUCAUGAGCUUCGCUCUGGCAGACUGCGGGGGGCUGCACCACGCGUCGGCGCGCAUCACGGGCGACGCCGUGUUCCGUCACCUCAAGUUCGAGGGCGGCACCCACCGAGUGCAGCGCAUCCCGCAGACGGGCCUGUCCUCGCGCAUGGAGCGGAUCCACACGGGCACCACCACGGUCAUCGUGCUGCCACAGCCGCGGGAUAUCGACAUCAAGCUGGAGACAAAAGACUUGCGGAUUGACACGUUCCGAGCCAAGGGCGCAGGGGGGCAGCACGUGAACACCACGGACAGUGCCGUGCGGGUCGUGCACCUGCCGACAGGAUUGACUGCAGAGUGCCAGCAGGAACGAUCACAAAUUCGAAACAAGGAGAUGGCGCUUCAGAUCCUCAAGACGAAGAUGUACCAGCAGCUAUUCGAGUUAGAGGUGCAGAAAAGGCACAGCGCGCGCAGACUGCAGGUGGGAACACGAUCUCAGUCGGAGAGGAUUCGGACGUACACCUUGACGCAGGAUCGAGUGACGGACCAUCGCAUAUCGCUCACACUGCACGAUGUGCAGACUGUGCUGGAGGGCGGCCCGGCCUUCGAAGGCCUGGUGGAGACCCUGCUGCACGCGGCGGACGAGGAUGCUCUGGAUGAGUUGCUAGAGAGGGCGCAGCGCUCGACGCACAGCACUGGCCGCUAGCGAUCCACCAACUGGCAUAACCAACCCCACUGGCACUGGGAUCACAGCACGAGUGGCUAGUGCUCCACUGACACUACUGGCUGCUCUUAACGGGCGGUGGUACGGCCGAACGGUAGCGCGCUCGCCGCUUGUUGCAGAGGUUAAUAUGUGAAGAUGAACGGCGCUUUAUAAAAUCUAAAUUAUUAUGAAUUGUUCGAAUUCAGCGGCCACCCUGAUUAGUACUGGGGUUGUAAUAACCAUAUUUAAUACUACGCGCCAUCCGCCUCGAGUUAAACCGGACCUUAAGAAUCCCCUGACGUCUAAGCCAUUAUGUGCCGGCACCUAGGUCCAAAUUUGAAAGUUGCCUGCAUAUUGCCCAAUUGGGAUUACACACACAGCAGCAGUAGCAACCAUCGUCCCCGACUGGCAGAUUAAUGACCCAGGUCACUUGCAAAUGAGACUCAACAUGGCCUCUAUGAGUUCUCACCUGGGUAAAGAAACUCAACUUGAAACUUUACAUAGUGCCAACCACGAGUCACCACUUGAUCUCAGUACCAACCGCUAGUGCUUUGGCUGACAGCACUACCAUAGUCGCUGGCAACACAGCAACGGCAGCUAGCACUUUAAUCACAACUCGUCCCACAACAACACCCUGCUUGUGCUCGUGAAAACGUCUCUGCUGCAUUCAUGGCCUCCUCCAUUGGACUACCUGCGAGUUAGUUUUUCUUUUGGAUUCAAGUUUGCAGUUCUGCACCAGGGACGUCCUGCGGACUGAAACCGAUUCACCGUGUACCCGAUUUAAGCGUCUCCCAAUGACGUUCGCGGAAAAAAAAAAACCCACUUUUUUUAUCUUGCCGGUUGCGUUUUCAGAAAUGGCUCACAGGCGCACGUCACUGACGAAGCUCGUAAUUAAAGCGCACAUCGCCCUCGUCGAGAAGAGAACCCGUAGCCAGCCGGCAGUUGUGGCUGCCGUGCGUGCUGCCGUGCGCCCAUGCACAGUCGCGCACCGUAUUGGCUUUUAUAGGAUGGCCCUUGCACGUUCCAUUCUCGGCAGCACAGAUCAAAGGUGCAGUUUCGGUUGUUCAAAUCGCACAUGCUCGCUCUCUUACGUGCAAGUUCUCAUUUCUACUUUUACUUGUAAAAAAACGUUGGUGACGUGUGCAGCUCCCACGCUCUUUGUCAAUCUUCUGCGGGAUGAAGCCCUGCUGCUCAUGCCACGCGGGUCGUCGGAGUUACCUGACCAUGUUUCACCACACUGGUCAGUGCUGGUUGAAGGUGGGAAACAGAUGCGGGAGCAUAGAAGUGCAGUUUAACAACUGAUUUUGCUGCUGACAACAUAGGCUCACGACAGCCCUACAACUUGUCUUUUCCCUGGGAGUCGCCCAUCUGAGCACUAUUCAGAGUGAACUUCGCUUUGCUUCUGAGAUAGGGUGUGCGUUCUGGGUAAUUGGCUCGGAGAGAGUGGUAACAAGUGUCCAGAAUUAUCAACCUAAACCGUCAGUGGGUACCGCCUGGUGAGUGUUUUCAAUCGCCCAGGAAACUUGCAAUGUGCUCGCUACGAUGGUUCCAAAGUCAAGAUCAUAGAGAUGGCCGGCCCUGCUCUGCAUCUGAAAACGGCACAAUGGAGUAUAGCCAUUCAAACACGUUUAACUUCAGUUCGCGUGAAAUCACAAACGCCUUCAUCUCGUCUCGGCUCACUCCGAUUUCGAAGAUGCGGAAACACCAGAUUCCCUGGCCGUUAGGUUUGACCUUUUAUAAUAAUCACCAAUUGGAACUCGGGUAGCGCGACGUGGUUGUUUUCCCACCACCCACAUCAUUCGUACCUCGAUAUCGGUAUAUUCUCGGUCGGGAAAACAAAGUGUGUGUCAGCUGUCAACCAAGUAAAUUUACUUUACACUUUU
Messenger RNA from Petromyzon marinus (sea lamprey), 3714 nucleotides. RefSeq names its product peptide chain release factor 1, mitochondrial. Lineage: Eukaryota; Metazoa; Chordata; Hyperoartia; Petromyzontiformes; Petromyzontidae. The record is from RefSeq and is a predicted model, not a curated record. Gene Ontology annotation, biological process: mitochondrial translational termination. Gene Ontology annotation, molecular function: translation release factor activity. Gene Ontology annotation, cellular component: mitochondrion.